AUGGAAGCUGUGAACAUCCUUCUCUGUCUGCUUCUAACUGCCUUUCAGGAUGCCUAUUCAUGCAGGUAUAACUGUGGAUACCACUUUGGCACUUGUUCAUGUACACACUCCUGUCAGUACUAUGGAAACUGUUGCUAUGACUUCGACAGCUACUGCUCAAUGACAACCGACUGGCCAGAUACAACAGCUUCCUCCUGCAUGUAUAACUGUGGAUACAACCUCGGCAGCUGCUCAUGCCACUACAACUGUCAUUACUAUGGCAACUGUUGCCCUGACUACGACAAGUUGCCCUCCUGCAGGUAUAACUGUGGAUACAACUUCGGCAGCUGCUCAUGUGACUACGACUGUCGUUAUUAUGGCAACUGUUGCCCUGACUAUGAUAGCCACUGCUUAACGCCAACAACAACUUUCGAGAUAGAUACAACAGGAAAAGCUCCCUCCUGCAUGUAUAACUGUGGAUACUACGCUAGCAGCUGCUCAUGCACUUACAACUGUCAUUAUUAUGGGGACUGUUGCCCUGACUACGACAACUACUGCUCAUCGACAAGUGAAACUCCAGUGACCUGGGAUGAAACAACAGAAACAGAAACAACAGCAGGUCCCUCCUGCAUGUAUUACUGUGGAUACCAUUUCGGCAGCUGCUCAUGCAACUACGGCUGUCAGUUCUAUGGCAACUGUUGCUAUGACUUUCACUGGUAUUGCCCAUCAUACACAACAACAGAGACACACCCUGAGUGUGGAGGACACCUGUAUGGUUCUGGGCUGUUUUCCAGUCCAAACUACCCCAGCUAUUACCAUGACAAUGCCUACUGUGUGUGGUAUCUCUCUGCUCAGCAAGAACAGAGGAUAUUCCUGACAUUUGCUGAUGUGCAAUUGGAGCGCUGCUGUGACUGUGACUACAUCACAGUAUACGACGGCUCUUCCACUGGUCAUCCACAGCUGGGAAAGGUCUGCUUCAAUGACACCACACCCCAGGUGUUUCACUCUUCUUCACGAUACUUGACUGUUGUCUUCAGGAGCGACUACUCUGGUGUCAGCCAUGGUUUCAAGGCCCUUUUCACAAGCUCUCUCACUGAAGAUCAAGACAACAUGGUCAUUGUCAUUCAAAGGUCUUACCUGAACUCACUCGGGUUGAGUGCAAAUGACCUUUAUGUAGAUGACCAUCUUUGCAGACCCUCCAUUAGCAGUACUGAGGUUGUGUUCAGAUUCCCACUUGACGCAUGUGGGACCGCCAAAGAGAUGAUGAAUGGUUAUGUGUCAUACACCAACAAUGUGCGGGCCUCUCAGUCUCAGUCGGGUGAAAUCACUCGUCAGUCACAGUUCCUGCUACACGUGGGCUGUCGAAUGGAGCCGGACACCAUGGUGCAGAUAUUCUACAAGGCCAGGGAGAACAUCAAUGCCAACAUCACAGGAAUGGGCCGCUUCAAUGCCAGCAUAGCCUUCUACACCUCCAGCAGUUUCUACUAUCAAAUUUACGACUCUCCAUAUGAGGUGAACCUGAAUCAGUUUCUGUACGUUCAGGUCGAGCUAAACAGGCAUGACAACAGUCUGGAUCUCUUCCUGGACACAUGUGUAGCAUCUCCAAAUCCCAAUGACUUCAAAGAUCGCUCCUAUGACCUGCUCCGUAAUGGAUGUCACAGAGACAACACAUAUUAUUCCUACACCAGCGGUCAUCACUACUACGCUCGGUUCAGAUUCCAGGCUUUCAAGUUCCUCCGGACUCACGCCUAUGUGUACCUGCAGUGUAAGGUGAUCAUCUGCCCCAAUAACGAUUACAACUCUCGCUGCCGGCAAGGCUGCCGCUUCCGUCGCAAGAGAUCCCUUGACAGCACCUACCACACCAAUACUGUGACGCUGGGACCAAUCAAACUCAAAGGACAAAGGCAUGGUGUGAAGGAUUCAGAGAAGUCAAAGGAAUGAACUGGAAUGGAAGGAAUGAAUAAAUCAUCUACUUGAUCAUCAGCUUUAUCAUUACUAUUAUCUUUAUUAACCACCCAGCAAAUGAACCGAAACACAAAUUGUAUUUCUGCAAUUCAAUAAAGCAUUUCUA
Molecule: messenger RNA, 2050 nt
Organism: Sinocyclocheilus anshuiensis
Lineage: Eukaryota; Metazoa; Chordata; Actinopteri; Cypriniformes; Cyprinidae
Gene: cuzd1.1
Product: CUB and zona pellucida-like domain-containing protein 1
Exons: 16
Coding region: 1-1920 (639 amino acids)
Source: RefSeq, a predicted model, not a curated record